Messenger RNA from Penicillium paradoxum, 1044 nucleotides. Its product is annotated as aldo/keto reductase. The transcript is spliced from 4 exons. Bases 1 to 1044 code for a protein of 347 amino acids. Lineage: Eukaryota; Fungi; Ascomycota; Eurotiomycetes; Eurotiales; Aspergillaceae. The record is from RefSeq and is a predicted model, not a curated record.
AUGGCUGAGAGUAACAUGGAAUAUGUCCGCCUUGGAAACUCGGGUCUAAAGAUCUCCAAGAUUAUCCUGGGAACCAUGGGAUAUGGUAGCAAGCAAUGGCAAGAUUGGGUUCUGGACGAGGAAGACUCAUUGCCUCUGAUCGAAUAUGCCUACAAGCAGGGCAUCAACACCUGGGAUACGGCAGAUGUCUACUCACACGGAAAAUCAGAGGAAAUCGUCGGAAAAGCUCUCAAAAAGUACAACAUCCCUCGCAACCGGGUAGUGAUUCUGACCAAGUGCUUCUACGGCGUUGACGACGAGGGCAAUUUCCCACCCAUUGCUGCAUCCGCAAAGAACGAUGGCCCCUUUGUCAACCGCACCGGCUUAUCGCGUAAGCACAUCUUCGAUGCCGUCGAUGCCAGCGUUGAACGUCUAGGCACCUAUAUCGACGUGCUGCAGAUCCACCGACUGGAUCGAGGAACGCCACGCGAGGAGAUCAUGAAGGCCCUGAACGAUGUUAUUGAGAGUGGAAAGGUCCGGUACAUUGGUGCCAGCUCGAUGGCGGCCUGGGAGUUCCAAGCUCUGCAAAACAUCGCCGAGCGCAAUGGCUGGCACAAAUUCAUCUGCAUUCAGAAUUUCCACAACCUGAUCUUCCGUGAAGAAGAGCGCGAGAUGAUCCCCUACUGCCAGGACUCAGGAGUCGGAAUCAUCCCAUGGUCACCAAUUGCCCGUGGCGCCCUGGCGCGUCCUUGGGGCUCGCGCGAGACAGUGCGCGAGAACAGCGACGGCGCCCUGAAGAUGUUUGUUCGUAGCCGCGAGUCUGAGGCUGACAAAGCCAUCAUCGAUCGGGUUGAGGAAGUCGCUAAUAAGAAGGGUGUGAGCAUGGCUCAGGUUGCUGUCGCCUGGUCUUUGACUCACCCCAGUGUGAACCCGAUUGUUGGACUGCACAGUAUUAAGCGCAUUGAUGAGGCUGUUGCUGCUACUAAGGUCCAGCUGUCGGCCGAGGAGAUUAAGUAUCUGGAGGAGCCGUAUGUUCCCAAGGCUGUUACUGCUCUUGAGCGGUAA